This is a messenger RNA of Magnolia sinica, 1179 nucleotides long. RefSeq names its product stearoyl-[acyl-carrier-protein] 9-desaturase 6, chloroplastic-like. Bases 1 to 1179 code for a protein of 392 amino acids. The transcript is spliced from 2 exons. Gene Ontology annotation, cellular component: chloroplast stroma. Gene Ontology annotation, molecular function: stearoyl-[ACP] desaturase activity. Gene Ontology annotation, biological process: fatty acid biosynthetic process. The record is from RefSeq and is a predicted model, not a curated record. NCBI's taxonomy places the organism in Eukaryota, Viridiplantae, Streptophyta, Magnoliopsida, Magnoliales, Magnoliaceae.
AUGCAAUCCUCCAUACUCUCUCUCCAUAAGCAUCCCCGCCUACCGGAAUUCAGCCUGUUUCCGGUCAAUCGUGUUAAAUUUCCGACAACCUGUGUCAGAUUCAGGCGAUGCCCAAUCUCAGCGGUAGCGUAUCCACCGGCAACGCCCCGGCACGCGAUCACGCAGUCAAUGCCACCAGAGAAGGUCGAGAUAUUCAAAACACUGGAAGGGUGGGCCACACAAACGAUCCUAUCCUUCCUGAAGCCGGUCGAGCAGUCCUGGCAGCCGCAAGAUUUCUUGCCGGACCCCACACUGCCGACGGAUGAGUUCAACGAAGAGGUGCGGGCCCUACAGGCCCGAUCAGCGGAAUUGCCAGACGAGUACUUCGUGGUGCUGGUGGGACACAUGAUCACGGAGGAUGCGUUACCCACGUACCAGAGCAUGAUCAACAGGGCCGAUGGUGUCCGCGACGAGACGGGCGCGAGCGAUAGUCCGUGGGCGGUGUGGACCCGGGCUUGGACGGCUGAGGAGAACCGGCAUGGGGAUCUGCUCGGGAAGUAUCUCUACCUGUCGGGGCGUGUGGACAUGCGCAUGGUGGAGCGCACCGUACAGUACCUCAUUGGAGCCGGCAUGGAUACCGGCGUUGGCAAUAACCCGUACCUUGGAUUCGUCUACACAUCGUUCCAAGAACGGGCGACCUUCGUUUCACAUGGCAACGCGGCCCGCAUGGCCAAAGAGGGAGGGGACCCCAUCUUAGCACGUGUGUGUGGCACGAUUGCAGCAGACGAAAAGCGACACGAGAAGGCGUACUCGAAGAUCGUCGAGAAGCUCCUUGAAGUGGACCCCACAGGUGCCAUGAUCGCUAUUGAGGAAAUGAUGCGCAAGAAGAUCACAAUGCCGGCCCACCUCAUGCAUGACGGGCGGGACCCGCAGCUCUUCAAGCACUUCUCGGCCGUGGCACAGCGGCUUGGCGUCUACACGGCUAAUGACUAUGCCGACAUACUCGAAUUCCUGGUGUGCCGGUGGAAGCUCGAGAAGCUCGAAGGGUUAACCGGCGCCGGACAGCGUGCGCAGGACUAUGUCUGCGGGCUGGCGCCGAGGAUACGCAAGCUGCAGGAGAGAGCCGAUGACCGGGCCCAGCACAGGGGGUCUCAUCAUGUGCGGUUCAGCUGGAUCUUUGAUAGGGAGGUCACGUUUUAG